This is a messenger RNA of Macrosiphum euphorbiae (potato aphid), 303 nucleotides long. NCBI's taxonomy places the organism in Eukaryota, Metazoa, Arthropoda, Insecta, Hemiptera, Aphididae. The record is from the annotation of a GenBank genome assembly.
AUGUCGAAAUACCAACGAUGGCGAUUAAUCACAGAUCUACACCGACAUUUUUGGACACGAUGGAAGAACGAGUACCUUAGUAGCCUUCAAAUCAGGAAAAAAUGGUCUGCACCCGGUCAGGAACUCCGUAUUGGUGACCUUGUCCUCGUCAGGGAGGCGAUACAUCCUCUUCGUUGGAGAACUGGAAGAAUUCGUGAACUCCAUCCUGGCUCAGACGGAAUCUCCAGAGUGGCCACUCUCGACACUUCAUCUGGACCAUUGAAGCGCCCAGCGGUCAAGCUCUGUCCACUCCCAAUCUCUUGA